UCCCGCGCGCCGCGGCGCGGGCCGUAAGUUAUGGAGCCAUUAACAGUGGAGCCCAUCACCACAUGUCUCUCUCCCUCAGUGCAUGAUAUGAUCUGUAAACUUGGGUUUGAAGGCAGAGAUGACUGUGACAUCAGCAGCAUCGUGGCUCAGCAUGGGGAGGUGUGCUGGAGAAAGAUCACUGGCUGCGUGAGCUACUACUCCGACCAGAGUCUGGAUUACCGGGGAACCGUGAAAAUGCUGGGUCCUGUGUGUGCAGCCGUCCAUUCCCACCUCCUGUCUCUGACCAAGGUGCAGUUUGAAGUUGGAUAUACACCAUGGCUUCAGUGGACAAGCUUUCCAGAGUUAUUUGCUGAAAUAUUUGAUGGAUUGAAAAGUCUGCAAUCUCCUGCCAUUUCUCUUGGCUUAAUGAAACUGACAUCGUGUCUGGAACGAGCCUUGGGUGACGUAUUUUUACUGGUUGGGAAGGAAUGCCCCUUUCUUUUAAGAGACCUUCUUGCCUCUGAGGAGCUUGCAGAAGUGUUUGGGCAGUCAGUGAUGAAUGUACUAAAAGUCUUCCUCGGCUCUCCACGGGGUCUCAACCUGCGUAAUAUCUUAUGGCAUGGAUUUGUAUCGCCACAAGAAAUUCCUCCAAAAUACUGUUCAAUGAUGGUCGUGUUGACAGCAGGACUAGGCCAAUUACUGGAGAAUUACCUUCAGCAAACAAAGUUGACAUUCACACCCCGGUCUUAUGUGACUCUUACAAACUUUGAAGAUUUGAUUGUUUUUCCUGAUGUAACUCACGAGGUGCUUUUGGUAUUAGAAGAAGUGAUGACAAAGUCCACUUUCAUAUUAGAAAUCAUGUCACCCUAUUGGGAAAUUGCAGUGACCACGUUCAAGGCACACAGGUUUGCUGACUGUGCCAUGUUGUUACUGACACAACUGGAGACUGGACUCAGGAGAGUUUUCACCACAGUUAACAAAUGUCCACAGAGACUCCUGACUGCUGAGUCAACAGCUCUUUAUACCACCUUUGAUGAAAUUUUGGCGAAACACUUGAAUGAUGGUAAAAUCAAUCAGCUUCCUCUUUUCCUUGGAGAGCCUGCUAUGGAAUUUCUCUGGGAUUUCCUAAACCAUCAGGAGGGUCCCCGUAUAAGAGACCGUUUAAGCCACGGGGAGAUUAACUUGCGUGACUUUCCAAAGGUGGUGACAAACCAGCUGCUUGCGUUUUCCCUUGUCCUCUCACUCAGAUUCGUUGAUGAAGAUCUGUUGUCUGCUUUUCAGGAAAAAGCAGAAAUAAAGUUGCUGAUUGGUCUUACAGAAGGCUAUGUGUCUCGUUGCCAUCCAGUUUCUCAGCUUAAAAAGCAGGUGCUGCGCUGUGAGGAGAGCAUUGGAGCAUGGCCACUGCUGCUGGGUCCUGAGGAGCCUGUCCAAGAGGCAGCCAGAUUAGUGGAUAAUUCUGAAACAAAUGCCUGCUACUCCUUAAUUACAAAGAUCAUGUGUGAGCUCCAUCAGCACAUGCCCGAAAGCCCUCACAUGCUCAGGGAUGCCGGUAAACUCCCUGCUGAGAGGUGGCCCCAGGUGCUGGGUAGACUCUGCAGCACACCCAUCCCCACACUGUUCUGCCCAAGGGCUGUCCUGGAGGUGGUGGCCGUGCUCCGGCGCAUCAGCACACAGUGCCAGCAGGUGUCUAGCCAGGUCAUUCUCUCCUUGGAGCUGAGGCACCGGAAGUGGGUGGAGAGGACUCUUCGGUCCCGCCAGCGGCAGAACUACCUGCGCAUGCUCAGCAGCGUUAGGCUUCUGUCUCCCAUGCUUUCCCUGAUCUUACUGCUUGUCACAUUGGAAUUGGUCAACAUUCAUGUUGUUCAUGGAAAAACUGCCUGUGAAUGUCAGCAGUACCUGAAGUUCUUAAAGUGGAUCUUGCAGUAUACAGAGAACCUGGUGGCUUACACUAGCUGCGAAAAGAACAAGUGGAAUGAAACUGUCAGCCUCACAUACACAGUACUGUUGAAAAUUUGGACUUUUAGUGAGAAGAAACAAAUGUUGAUACAAUUAGCAAAAAAAUCCACAAAUAUACUCUUAUGAAAA
This is a messenger RNA of Otolemur garnettii (small-eared galago), 2064 nucleotides long. It is a transcript of the gene ERMARD, whose product is annotated as ER membrane associated RNA degradation. Bases 31 to 2061 code for a protein of 676 amino acids. The transcript is spliced from 18 exons. Lineage: Eukaryota; Metazoa; Chordata; Mammalia; Primates; Galagidae. The record is from RefSeq and is a predicted model, not a curated record.